GAAGGAACAAGAGGAGCCAGGAUCUCAGUUUCCAUGUGGUCGUCUACACUCAUCGUAUUUUUCCUGUCGAUCAGGCUAAUUAACACUGAGAAUUCAUGUCCAGGUAAGUCACUAACAAUUAUAUGGCAAGAGGAUAUUUUAUAGUUACAACGGAAUCUCAAAAAUUAUCUUUGUGACCAUUCUACUUGUUCUUAAUGCUUUAUUAUAGAAUUUUAAAAUGGAGCUAUCACUCCCUGUGAGUUUUAAUAGCCUUUCUUAUAUCCUACUUAACAAAUAUUUAUUUAUAAACUGUGAAAUAUAGAAUUAAAUAUAGAAAUGUAUAACUUUUUAUCGCCAUCUUACUUCCCUGUCAGCCAUUGUUGUAAACUCUGAUAUUGAUAUAUAAAUGGUGGAACUGCACUCAACCCCUUUCUUUGGAAUCUCAGGGUGCUGCUGGAUCAGUCCCAGUGCCAAAGAGACCAUGCAUAAAGUAUAAUUGUAGAAAGUAAUCCAGGCACUCCAAAUUGUUCCAAACUGUAGGCAAUUUUAUUGGACCCAAUAAACUUGGGUUCAAUAAAAUUGCCUACUGUUUGGAACAAUUUGGAGUGCCUGGAUUACUUUCUACAAUUGUUGCAAACUCUGUCCCAUGCACCUGGCAGUCAGCAGACAGAGAAGAAGUUUGUGCCAGGACUGGAUUUUGAUAAAUUUGCUGAACCCUAAAUAUAAAGUAUUUUUUUAAAAUGGACCAUCACACAAGACGUUAUAGGUGAUGCUUAAUGGUUUGUUAAAUGGUGCAAUAUUAAGAGAGUGACAGUACCCAUUUAAAAUAUAUUACCUAUUUUAUUUAUAUUGAACAAAGCAUUGUUUGCAGUUGAUGUACAUUUUUUUUAGAUUGGCAAUUCCACAAGAACUGGUAUUGAAGUUAUUUAGAGUGAUCUGCCUGAGAAAAUAUAUAUAUAUAUAUAUAUAUAUAUAUAUAUAUAUAUAUAUAUAUUUUAUUUAUUGCAUGAAAUUCACCUUGUUUCUGGUGGGUGUGUGUGUGUGUGUAUAUAUAUAUAUAUAUAUAUAUACCAGAAACAAGGUGAAUUUCAUGCAAUAAAUAAAUCCCAUAAUAAAGUGCUACUGAACCACAUUUACCACCAAUAAACACAACUACUUUUGUACUGGUUUGAACUUAAGAGUCUACACAGUUAACAUUCCCUUUUAUCUGUCAAAUAGAUAAGGAGCAGUUGGAUAAAAAUCAGAAGAUUCCUGGCACCCAAAGGUUGACCGUUCACCUCCUACUGAGAAAAUGCUGAAAUUUCACAUUCUCAUACAGAGACGUCCAACCUUUGUGGUCAGUGAUAGACUCCAUGAACUGGGUACAAAUUAGUCCACAUAGAUCAGUGGUUCCAAACCUUUUUUCACUCUAGUGCCCUUUGGCAGCCCAUUUCCAUAUAUUGUACCCUUCAUAUUAGCGAAAUGUUUGUUAUUAACAGGGUUGCUGUUAUCUCAUUUUUAUACUUCUUUCUCUGCCCCAUGCUCACCAUGCUUCUUCUGAGCCCCAGGCUCUCACCAGCUUUUACUCUGCCCCAGGAUCUCCUGCUCCUCUUCCGCCCUAGUCACCCCUACUUUCCCAGGUUCCCCAUACUUCUCACAAUGCAGAUAGACACAUGCAGAUACACAGACUCACCCAUUGACACACAUGCAGAUAUACAAACAAACAGAUUCACACUGACACACAUACAGAUACACACACUGCCAAACAUACAGAUACAGAAACCCACUGAAACACAUGCAGAUACACAGACUCAAUGAAACAUAUGCAGGUACAGACACACAUAUACAAACACUGAUGCACAUGUAUAUACAUGGAUACACACACUGACCCCCAUACAGUUACACACACACUGUUACACAUACUGACACACAUGCAGACACACAUAUACACAGGUGCACAGACACUCAUACAGUUGCACUGAUACACACACUAACACAUGCAGAUACACAGAUACAAAUACUGCCACACAUACAGAUAUGCUGACACACGUACAGUUUCACAGGCAUUGAUACACACACUGAAACACAUGCAGAUACACCGAUACAAACACAGACACACAUACAGAUAAACACAAAUACACACGGUGACACAUAUAGACAGAGGUGUAACUACAACCCGACAAGCAUCAAUGCAUAAAUUGCCCUGGGGCCCUCUGUGUCUCAUUCUUCCACAGCCCCACCAUGGGUCUUAUCCCACACCAGACCCUCCAUAUGUCUCAUCCCACACAUAUCUCAUACCACACCAGACCCUCCGUGUGUCUCAUUCCCCUCCACCCCCUCCAUGUGUCUCAUCCCCCACCAGCCACUACACGUGUCUCACUCUUCCCCCUUAGCCCCUCCAAGUGUCUCAUUCCCCAUCCCUGCCAAGUAUCUGAUCCCACGCCAGACCCUCCAUGUGUCUCAUCCCCCAGCCCCUCCAUGUCUCAACCCCACCCUCCCCAGGUGUCUCUCUUCCACAACCCAGUCCCUCCACCUGUCUCUCCCACAUCUCCCCAAUGUGUCUCUUUUACCCACCAACUGGCCUCUCCAUGUGUCUCUCCACCAUCCUCCCAGCCCCUCCAUGUGUCACUCCCCCAUCUCCUCAUUCUCUCCACGUAUCUCUCCCUCAUCUCUCUAUCCCCUCCAUGUGUCUUUCCCCCUACCUCCAUGUUUCUCUCCCUCAUCUCCCCAUCCCCACCAUGUAUCUUUUCCCCCACCAUGUGCCUUCCCCCCCUCCCCACCAUCUGUCUCUCAUGCUCCCCUUCAUGUGUCUCUCUCCCUUCCCCUUCAUAUCUCUCCCCUUCAUGUGUUUCCCCCAUUGCUCCCUACCCUCCAUGUGUCUCUCCCCCAUCCUCUACAUGGGUCUCUCCCAUGUGUCUCUCCCCCAUCUCCCAAUUCCUUCCAUAUGUCUCUCCCCAUUCCUUCCAUGUGUCUCACCUCUAUCCCUUUCAUGUGUCUCACCCCAAUUCCCUCCAUGUGUCUCACACCCAUUCCCUCCAUGUGUCUGCCCCCGUGGAGGGCAUGGGGACAUGUGUCUCUUCCACAUGUCCCUAUCCUCUCCACGUAUUUCUCCCCAAUGUGUUUCUCCCAGCCCCCACCCCCUCCAUGUGUGUCUCCCACCCUCACCAUCUCCACAUAUCUCUCCCAUCUCCCCAAAGUGUCUCUCCUCCACCCCCACCCCCAUGUGUUUCCCGAAUCCCCUCAUGUACUUGCUCACCUCAUUGUAGUGUGGUUGAGCGACCACGGUACUCGUUCUGAUAGGAAGUGCUCUGUCAGUGAGUACUCUCUGUAAGACUGCAGUCCGCUCAGCCAUAUUACAUACAAUGAGCGGAAUGAGGGUAGCAUUGUGCUGUGUGCUCCCCUCCAGCCAGUCACCCGGCGACCAUGAUAGUUUCCCCACUCCAUACAGUUACAAACACAGUGGAAAAUUUAUUCAUACUUACCGUAAUUUUCUUUUCCUGGCUAUUAUUCAUGGCAGCAUAUACACAUGGGGUUAGCUCCUCCCCUACAGCCGAUAGGACAGGAAAACCACCAAGGUUUUAAAAGGAGGCUCCAUCCCUAAGGUCCUCAGUCAGUUUACAAGCUCUACAGUACAUAAAUAGAGACAUUAAUGGGUGGGAAGUAUAUGCUGCCAUGAAUAAUAGCCAGGAAAAGAAAAUUACGGUAAGUAUGAAUAAAUUUUCCACUUUCCUGGCUAAUCAUGGCAGCAUAUACACAUGGGGAAUACCCAAGCUUACAGAGGGAGGGACAGAAUAGCCAAUCAAAUUAUCAGAAUAAUUCAACAUAGAUAGAAGAAUGAACUGAGUUAAGUACUUGAGUACCAAAUUGUGCAUCAUAGACUGUUUUAACAAACAGUAUGAAAUGCCAGACAAACGUGUCUAAAGAGUUUCAAAUGCUAGUUUACAAAAAGUGUCAGCAGAAACCAUUGCCAUGGCAACCCAUGAUGCUGCAACAGCAUGAGAGGAGAGUGCCCUGAUACCCUCCAGCACAGGUAGAGAACGGACGUGACGUCCAAAUUGUGCCUCAUUAAUUGCUUCAAUGUUCAAUAUGUAAUGCAGGACAAACUAGUUCAAAGAGGUCCAAAUGCCAACUUUACAAAGCUUCAGCAGAGACCAUUGCCAUGGAAGCCCACGAGAUGCUGUAACAGCACUAGUGGAGAAUGCCCCAAAUCCUUUGCUACAGGUAGAGAACGGCAUUGAAAGGCUCUCACUUUAGGCACGAUCACUGGUGCUACAUGCAAGACAACCAUAUCCUGUUGAAAUUCAGUGAAUGGGGGUACACAGGAUCAAGCCUGGAGUUCACCCAUUCCCCUUCCUGGGGUACCAGCCACCAGCACUUUCUGUGCUACCACCAUGGAAGCUCCUUCUAGAGGUUUGAAUAAUGGUUCAGUCAGGGCCCGUGAGACCAGUGGUACGUCACAUAUUGGCUUCACCACACUCAGUGGAGGCAUGAUUUCAAUCAAUGCCUAUAUGAAGCAAAGUGCAGCUAAGUGCACACAUUCACCCUGCUGAGGUACCAGUCACCAGCAACAGCAACGUCUGGGCUAACAUCAUGGAAGCUCCUGCUAGAAGUUCAGUCAGAGUCUGUGAGACCAGUGGUACGUCACAUAUUGGUUUCAACACCCUCAGCGGAGGCUUGAGUUCAAUUGUUGCUUACAUGAAGCAAAGCACCAGGGGCAUCAAUGCUCAAUCGGUACCCUUCAGUACAGGUAGAGAAUGACAUAGAUAAGCAUUCACCAUAGGCAGGAUCUUCAGGUGCCAAAUGCAAGACGACCAUACCUGUUGAAAAGUAGUGAAAGGGGGUUCACAGGAUCAAGCCUGGAGUUCACCCAUUUUCCUUGCUGGGGUACCAGCCACCAGCACUUUCUGUGCUAACACCAUGGAAGCUCCUUCUAGAGGUUCGAAUAAUAGUUCAGUCAGGGCCCGUGUGACCACUGGUACGUCACAUAUUGGCUUCACCACACUUAGUGGAGGCAUGAUUUCAAUCAAUGCCUAUAUGAAGCAAAGUGCAGCUAAGUGUUCCUCUAGAGUGUUAUAACACAGACCCUUUCAAGGCCUGAACGAGGAGUAAUUCCAACAGACAAAAGCAUGUCAAGCUUAGUAAAGCCUGUAUAGGAUUGUAAGAGGAUUUCAAUGAACGUCUCAGGGAUGCCUAUACUAAUAUGGCCUCCCGCAUCAACACCAGAACUUGAGGAUCCUGGUGUGUCAUGGGGCCUUGUAAUAGGUCUGGACGUACAGGAAUUUCCCUUGGAGUUUCCAGAAUCAUCUUAUUCAUCAUAGGAAUUAGAGUCGACACGGUCUUCCACUGUCACCUUUUGCAUUGCCUUUUUAAGAAGGUCGAAAACAGGAAAAUAUGUACAUCAGACUAAAAUUCUAAAUUUGAGCCAGUGUAUCCUGAACCUGAGCAUUCUGGUCCUAGCAUGUAAAAAAUACUUCUGGACCUGGUAGUUCCAAGAAAUGGCCAUCAGAUCUAUGUAGGGUAUCAGACAAUCUGCGUCAACCACGAGGAUACGUCAGGACAUGGUUGCCAAUCCACCUUGUCCACAGUUAUUCGGCUCCAGCAAACAGCCAUGGUAUUCUGAGCCACUGGUUGUUCUUCUGUGCCCUGAUCAUUAUGGGCUGGAAUUCCAUCAAUACGUAUCUGUGAGACCCAUCUUGGUAGAUAUAGGAUACAGUUGCAUUGAUAUUUGAGCAAAUUUGGACCCACUCGUUCUUCAGCAAGCCUCUGAAGUGAAGAAGAGUCUUGAAAAUGACUCUUAAUUCCAUACAAAUGAAUGGAAAUAUUGUGCAACAUGGUCCAAACACUGUGUAACCAAUCUUAUAAAAACUGGAAUUCGAGCUAAUAAUUGACCAAUGAGGUUCUGUUCACUGGAAACUCAGAUCUAAUCCCUCUUUCAGCUGCCAGGGUAAGGUGCAACUCCACUGAUGGGGACAUAGUAAGUGGCUGGCACCAAUAAUCUUUCUCUUGUUAGACCAAGAUAGGAAGGAUCUGUAAGGAAUCCAGAGAUGCCAUUGGGCCCAUCUGACAAGUCUGCUGGUGGAAGCCAGGAUUCCUAGUAGUUGCCUCUAUUUUCUUGCUGUUACCAAGCAGAAAUGAAGAAACUGGGAGAGAAAACCUUUACAAUCUGUGGAACUGUUCCCGAGAGAGGGAAAAGCAGAGCCUAGAAUUUUCCACUCAGGAAUGUCAACCACUGAGCUGGUCAUCAAGCAUAUUCAUCAAGCAGCCAAACUUUAGGAGUUAUGAAAGAACUAUAUACCUAUGUGUGCCUGCCUUCUGAGGGUCUAAGGCUAUCAGAGGUAGAUCCUCCAGAUAAUGGAACCAGGUGGAGUUCUGGACUCUCAAUAACACUAUAAGCAGAUAGAAAGAUCCUUGGGGCCGCAUUGAGGCCAAAUGGUAGGGCACUAACAUGGAAGUUCUCUUCUGAGCUAAUGCUGAAGAUCUCUGUAGAUUGGACUGAAAGUAAGCAUCCUUGAGAUAUAUAGAGGUAAGGAAAUUAUCCUUCCAGAUUGCUUGAGAUAUGGAUCUGAUUGACUCCAUCCCGAAGACUCUAACAUUCAGCCUCUUGUUGGCCCCUCUUAAGUCCAGUGUAGGCUUACAUGUGCUUUUCCUCUUAGCACCAGAAGAGAGGCGAAACUUGUCCCUGGAACUGCUCUUGUUCUGGGACCUAAAGUAUUUUUUAUUUUCACCUCUUCGUCUAGAAGGCUUCUUCCUUCAGUGUUUUACCUUUUGAUUCAUUGGUCUUAAUACUCCUGUUGGUAUGGAGACUCCUGUGCCCGUUAAGAAAAAACUCCAGUCUAUAUCAAUCUGGACCAUGGAUACCACUCAAGCCUCCAGAGUAUGACAAGCCCAGGUAUGUGUGAUCAGAAAAAUGAGGCUCCUAGUACUGGAGGAGAUAUGUUCAUUGCUGAAGAGCAAAACGACUGCGUUAUAGCUCCAUUAGAACCUUGAAAGGCAGGUUUACCAACUGCCAUGAGUUACCUCUGGAGUAUUCCCUGCAGGGCCAGUAGCACAAUGUAUCUCAGAAAUACUGGUCACUGGAGGUUCUCCGGUCAGACUAUGAGGAGCUGGGAUCCUUGGAACUUCUAUCCUAAGGUACCAAUAUCUUGCAGCCCUCAUUCACCUUUUCAAUGGAAUUAUCAGACGUUUUCCCAAACAGCACCACCCCUUCAAAUAGAAUGGUGUAGAGGGCAGACUUGGAGGAUGAGACCUCAUCCCAGAAACAGAACCAUAAUGCUUUCUUAGUUGCUAUAGAUAAAGCCAUUUGAUCCAGAGAAUAUCCUAGUUACAUCUAGGGAAGUUUCUGUGAAGAAAUCAGUUGUAACCUGAAGACUUCAGACUGCAUCUUCAAUCUUGGCUUUUAAUAUCUCUCUCCAUAGUAGCCUUUAGAUCUUUAAUCACAUAUUUCAUGUUUGUAGAAACAGCAGUGGAAAUCACAGCUGGCUGACCACCUGCAAUGGUAGGCGCAAAAUUUUGGACAGGUCUGCGUCCACCUAUGAUCCAUAAGUGUGCAACUUUGGUGGUGUAGUUCUGGGGUUGGAAAUAACUUCCUCCACAUGGUAAAGCCUGGCCUCUUUUUUUACCCCUGAGGCCUCUGGAACUUACUUUGUAGGCCCUGCCUGCAUGUCAUGUGGCUGCACAGUGAUAGGUCAUGCUGAAGCGACAACCUUCUGGAGGAAGUCAGUGCAUAACCGAUUCCAUCCACUGUUUUCUCCUCAUAACCAGAUCCUGGUGAAAAAUCAGACACCUGACAAAUAACUAAAUAUUACCUGUGGUAAAGUAUUAAGAAAAAAUGUGCACUGUUAAAUUAUAUAAGAAACCAGCGAAACAGCUUUAAAACAGGCUGAAGACAGCACUUAUCCAUGUCUGGAGACCCUGCAAAUACUUACACCAAUAAGUGUAUGUUUACUGUAAGUUUCCCUUUAUUUUAGGCACUUUCUGGCAAUUGCCCUUAUCCAAGAUGGCUGCCACAACUUGUAUUCCCACAAGUCAUCUGUAUUAGGCCCAAUAAGGCACAAACUGCACACAUGUGGGCCUAUUCCGAGUGUGUUUGCUGUUUAGAGACCAGGAAGAGGACUCUGUCUGAAGCCUACAUGGCCCCUAAACACCCAGGAAACCAGGAAUAAAUCACUGGGACCGAGGGGGAAGCAAAAUCGAUAAAAAAAGUGGCUGCAAGGAAGUUUAAAAGGCAACCACGUGCAAAAAGGUCAAAGUUUAAAGGCACCACAGUCUAAAGGCCUCAAGGUAUAAAAGGUAAAACAGUUUUCAAAUCUAACACAGUUUCCAAAAUGUAACAGUUUUUAAAAUAUAUCAGUCUUCAAAUGCACUGCAGUUUUCCAAUGCACUGCGGUUUCCAAUGACUUGCGGUAUUACAUGCAACAGAAUUAAAUGCCAAUUUAAAUGAAACAGUUUUAAAUGCCACACAGCUUAAAUGCCACACAGCUUAAAUGCUUCCUAGCAAAAGCACAACCGCAUAAUGUACCACAAUCUUAAAAAUAAGGUACAGCUGUAUAAUGCACUAGUUUAACCCCUUAAGGACACAUGACAUGUGUGACAUGUCAUGGUUCCCUUUUAUUCCACAAGUUUGGUCCUUAAGGGGUUAAAGAUAUCAAAGCUUAAAUGCAUCACAGCAUAAAAGCACAACUGCAUAAUGUACUACAGUAAAACAGCAAAUAAAGUAAUGAAGAUAAAACAACAUACAUGUCCAUAAGUAAAGGGAGCAAAUUGCUCACGUCCUAAGGGCUGUAGGACAGGAAAAAGACUGAGGACCUUAGGGAUGGAGCCUCCUUUUAAAACCUUGGUGGUUUUCCUGUCCUAUCGGCUGUAGGGGAGGAGCUAACCCCAUGUGUAUAUGCUGCCAUGAUUAGCCAGGAAAAUGGAACACAUACAGAUGUAUAGAUACACAGAUACUAACACUACCACACAUGCAGAUACAAACAUGACACACACUCCGAUGUACAGACAACAGACCCAGAUACAGACAUACAGAUACACACUAAUACAAACAAUGAUACACACUCAGAUACACAGACAUACAGAUCAAGAUACAUAGACAUACAGAUCCAGAUAUAUAUAUAUAUAUAUAUAUAUAUAUAUAUAUACACACACACACAAACUAAUACAAAGAAUGACACACACUCAGAUGUACAGACAACAGACCCAGAUACAGACAUACAGAUACACACACACUGAUAAAAACAAUGACACACACUCAGAUGCACAAACAACAAACCCAGCUACACACCUACAUAUACACACACUGAUACAAACAAUGACACACUCUCAGAUGCACAGACAUACAUAUACACACACUGAUACAAAUAAUGACGCACACAGAUACAGACAUAUAGGUCCAGAUACAUAGACAUACAGAGCCACACACUGAUACAAACACUACUUACAUACAGAUACCCCAAAACACACAGAACAGUGAACAUAUUAGCCCUCCAGUUUCCUACCUUAUGGGAGAAGGAGGGUGGCUUCUGCUAGCUGGAGGUGGUCGGAGUUGGGAGGCACGCAGAGCCAAUGGAGCUUAAUGUAUAAUAGAGGCGGAGUUAACAUGCAGGGGGUGGUGUUAUCUGUGAGGAGGUGGGGUAUAUCGGCAAUGGUGCGGAAUUAUGAUGCCCCAGUCCUGCAGUUUGAAGCUUCACAACUUUUCAACUUGCCAUGAGUGUGUCAGCUGUAGAGUGACUGAGCGCUUUAAAGAAAAUGGUAGAUAUAUUCUUUAGGAGUUGUUAAAGCUAUUAAUGACAGGCAGCAGUGCACAAUGCUCUGUAUCAGAAAUGCCCAGUCCCCUUGUCACCCCUGGUCUUCCCUGGCUUUUUAUAUAUUAAUUCUAUAUUUGAGCAAAUUCCCUUUGCUUUAUCAGGCAGUCACUAGUGCUAUUAUGGGAAAGAAAAAGAUGAUAGUCUACACUUACAUUUGGCAGUAGCAAGGAGCUGCUGCUAUGCUCUCUCUGUGUUACGUCCAAGAGGGCUUUUUGCUUCUCUCUACUGUGGGCACUGCAACCCCAAUAGCAUGCCUCCACUCAUGAGCAGCUGGCCCUGCUGUCCAAAUGGCAACUUAAUGGGAAUUCCUGAAAUCCGAUCUUAAACGAGAGUAGGCAUGUGCAAAACCUACUGAAACAGGGCAGAACUCAAACCAACCCUUUUUGACAUGGCUAAAUGCUCUCAAGCAUGGUUUGCUGCUGCUUAUUAACAUGUUAUUAAAUGUACAUUUGAACCUACAAUUUAGAAUAUUUUUUUGUAAAUAACUCUGUUAUUACCUAUCCCUCUAAACAAAGCUGCAUAUUUAAGGUACAUUUUAUAUAACACGUUCGAAGAAAAUAUUUUAUAUUAAUAUUAGAUUCAAUAUUCCCUCAUUUGUGAAAGCCUUUAACUUGUAGGACAAUAUCUAUAAAAGUACAACUAUGUUUCAGUAAAAUGAUAUUAAACCAUGAGAGUUAUGUAUUAAUGUGAGAAUUUAAAGUGAAUUUAAAAUUGGAAAAAAUCAUGCAAGUCUUUUGGUAGUUUGCCAGUCUAGCAUUAUAUUCUGAAUGUAUUUCAACACUGUAAUACAUUUCUUGUGUUAACAUUCCAAAUUCUCAGAAGUAAAAGUUGUUGGACUUGGAGACUCUGACAAAUUGACCAUACUCAGAGGAUGUCCGGGAAUCCCAGGAUCUCCUGGUCCUAAAGGAGAUACUGGUCCAUCAGGGGAUAAAGGUAAGUGUGGAUCCUAUUAUCUUAAAGAGAGCAAGUGAAAUCAUCUAAAAUGAUAGCAAGUACAAAUUAUCCAAUAGAAGCAAAACAAUUAAAGAAAAAUCUGUAUAUAACUUAUAUAUAAUGUAAAGAAAAUUCUGUAUAUAACUGAUGUUAUAUAAUGUAGAAUAGAAAAAAUAUCUAUAGUCCAAAUGAUAAUAAAAAUAAUAAAAUAUGUUUGUUCAAACAUGGACACAUUGAAAUGAAUAAACUCAUAUACAAUCGACAGUGAGAACAAAAAUGUAUCGAUAAUGUAAGAACAGAGAUGCCAUUUCAGAAACAAAAGAAAAUAAUAAAACCUUAUAAAACAAGUCUAAAAUAUUUAUUGAAGUGUGAAGUGUUGGAAAUUCACAGCGAAAAUAGUUUUCCUUUUAGUUUAUUUUGAUCUAAAGCAUGGAAUUUAUAUUGAAUUCCAAACAAUUCACACUUUUACAAAUAACCAUGCCACUGACCUUUAUAUUAAAGCAGCACUGUCAUGGCUCUCCAUUUUAUUUUUCCCCCCCAAAUGCUUCGAGGACCCCCAUUUCACUUUUUUUUUUAAUGCUUCAUUGCUUCUCCAGGUCUAUGUCCAAGGUGCCGCCAUCUUUGUGUUCCCGGAUGGUGUGUACUGCAGGGCCUUCAACUGCCCACACUAGCUAGCGCUGAGAAAUUCCUGUACAUGCCCACUGUAGACUUGGGAUUCACUAAUGUACAAAUUUCAGAUCGGAAAUUCGGCCAUUCGGCCAUCCAUCUGGAACACGAAAGAACAAAUAGAAAUUACAUGUGUCUUCUUUCGUCUUAGUUUAUUACAAGGAUGGAGCUACCGACUCUUGUCUCCCUCCUUGUAAUUUGUAAUAAUAAAAGCAGCGGGAGUUGUGUUCUCCACCACUUCUUAAAUCCUCCCCAUGCCUCCCCUCAAUUUAUGGGGGUCAAUUUGACUCUCAUAUUAGUAUAAGGGAGACUAAAUUCUCCCUCCUGCCCCUACUCAUUGGGCCACAAGUAGAGGCAUGUCUAAUAAAUAGUGAGCAGCGUGGUGGGUGCAGGGUACAUGAUGUCCCCCCAUUAUUACUUAGGACACCCACCUGCCGCUAAUGAGUAGGGUCUCGGGGGAAAAUAGAUCCCUCAUUAUUACUUAGGGACCCCACCCACCCACCCAAUUAAUAUUACAAUAUUACUAAUAACCUUUACUCGCAGGGCACGGGUGGGGCUGGAGGUGGACACUAUGUCCCCCCUGUUAAUUAUUUUAAUAGGUGCUCCACUACCCUUCAUUGCAUUGGGGGGGGUAUUUUUUUUUUUUCAACAAUGAGCAGUCACUGGCGACUCACUGUUUAGCAGAAAUGUCCCUAUUCACAGCACAGCGAGGGAGAAUUUAACCUCACUUAUUUAAUACUAAGUAUUGUUUUACUUAGUAUUAGUAAAUUGGUCGAAAGACCAAUUUUGGUCUUUCAGCUUUUUAGUAGAUAGCUCCCUAAUACUUUGGGAUUGCGAAUGAAAGCAAUUGGGAAAAGGUAAAUACGGCAUGACAGUGCCAUUUUAACUAACCUAUUUCAUAUUAUUUGGAUUAGUUAUAUUUAGAUAGAUUCUUCCUAUUUUUUUGUCUCAAUAACACUGUUUCUAUAAUCAUUCUGAUUACAGAGAUAAAGAUUAGAUCGUAUAGUAACCACUAGCUACAGUUAUGUUCUUGUUUGUUUCCUCAAUGCAGGGGUAGCCAGAGCCUUAUCUCUUAAAUUUUUGUAGAAGUACUUUUUCCACAAAUUUUCAUGGAAUUUGUAGUCCACCAGGAACUUAAGAACUAUGAUGGAAUGGGUGAGCCGGCCAAUAAGUCAGCAGACAGGUAUUGUGCAGGGACUAUGCUUGGUCUGCAUCGAAUGGGUUUGUGCAUGGUCUGGUAUCUCAAUGACACAGCGGGAUAUAUUCCAGUGAAAUACAGUAUCUGAGGCUCAACCAGACUGCCAAAAUAUGAGGACUAGGUAUAAUGUCUCUGGAGGCAUUUACCAGUAACCAACGGGUUAGAUGAGACUUUGCUCAUGAAUUCUAUUUUUCAUGUUGACAAUGGAGUUGUGGGAAACAAAACCUGUGUGUCCUAGUCAUGCAUGGAACUCUGUGAAUGCUUUGUUAUAAAGUUUUUUUUCAUCGUAUAUUGCACUUUGUAGCUUUUAGGUAUAUUUGACUACAUUUUGUGUGUAAAUCAUGUAUUUAUUUCAGGGCAAAUAGGAGCUGCGGGGAAGUCUGGGCCUCAAGGUGAAAAAGGUAGGAGACAUUAACUCUAUGCAUUUGUUUGAGAGUUUUUGAAAUAACUGAGGCAUACAUUGAAUUAGUGUCACGGUUGCUAGUGUGGUCCAACACGCAGAAACUAUUUAAACAUAUACAUAAAAAAGGAAAUAAAAGGACAGAGCGUAAACCGGACCUAAGAAUGGCCGGACUAAUACGCUAGAGAUAGAGAAUGGACAAUGGGAAAGCCGAGGUCAAGGAAGCCAGAAAUACUCAGAUACAAGCCAAGUCAGGGGAACCAGAAUUCGGAAUAACCAGGGAAAAGCCAAGAUCAGGAUACCAGGAAGUCAGAUUCAAGAUAAACGCAUUCUCAGGAACAGGAAACCACAACAGGGCAAGGAACUGGAGUGAAUUAGGGAUUUAAAUAUCCCUCUCUGGGCUCUGAUUGGUCAGAGGGUGACCUCUGACCCCAGAACGUGCGUGUGCGUAGUCACGCGCACGUCCGUAUAAAUUUGAGGGGCGGAGCUUGUGAUUUGCACGACCACGUGGUCAGCGCCAUCUUUGAUCUGGGCGCAACGCCCAGAAGACGCAGGGGAGCGGUUCCCGGCUCGCCGACGAGCAGGGAAGCUCGCAAUAUCGGCGAUGUCGUGCCGGUCUGUCACAGCUGCGCCAUGUGGCGGGCCGGGAGCCAUAACAAUUAGGUUAAGUGUCAUUGGCAAGUUGGAUAGCCUUGACGCAACAAAACUAUUACAAUAACUGAGAUCUAACUGUAAUAGCUAAAUCCAUGCAAAAUUCAAACGGCCAGCCUCAAACAGGAGAGUUCUACCUGUAACGGACCAAGGGUUACCUACCUGGUUACCUCCGCUAAUUCCUACACUUAGCCAAUUUGAAACCACUAAAACAAGCAGACAUUAAUUCCCCCCAGUAACCAGACGAAACAUAGUUCUGGGAGACAACCAGGGCUCGAGUUCUGCAGGAACGCGUGAGAAUGGCGUUUCUGCACUUUUUUUACAGCAGAAACGCUGUUCCCGUUGCUCCUACAGGCACUCAGGGGGCGGAAAAAUUGCCCCCCGUGUUCCCCUGUCAUUGGGGGGGUCUAAGAGGUGGCUUGAUGGCCACCUGAUGGAUUCCCCCCCUGGCGGGCACCUGUCUUCCUGUCAGACAUGGAAAGGGAGCUCUGUUCUCUCUGCCCCCUCGCACACCAUUUACUGAUGCUGGGAGACGGAAUAUGACGUCAUAUUCCGGCUCCCAGCAUCAGUAGACAGCCCGCGCAGCGAGAGGGAGCAGAGCAGAGAGAACAAAGCUCCCUUGCCACAUCUGACAGGGAGACAGGUGCCAAUCGCACUGAAACCCCAGGGACAGGUCCAUGCCAGCUCUCCAGGUGGGGAGGCUGUGUGGAAAUUUUUACAUUUUAAAAACAAUUCAUGGGAAAUAGGGUCCUGGCCGGUCUCUGUUCGGGGAUUCCUGAGCGAACACCAUGCUAGGGAUUCUCCUAAUUUUAGGGUAUGAAUUCUCCCCCUGUUAGGUAGUUUAUAUCUCCCGAACGUUGUUCGCAUAGUUGGUUGGGAAGUAGAACAUGCAGUGGUCUAAUCUUUACUGGGGUUUGUGCGAGCACCUAGCCGAAAAGAGUUGCAGGAACUCGACGACCAAAUACCGCUGCCCACGUUUGGAAGACAAAAUGGACGCCAUUCUUUUGUCGACCACGUGCAUUUGGUUAUACGACCACCAAGGGGAAGCCUUCAUUAAUUACUUCCCUUGUGGUUUAGCACUUAAGUUGAUGGUGUGAACGUUCUAAUGGGAUGGUCCUUAACAGGGGUGGUCCUCAUUCGGGAGAUGAAUGGAGGAGGUUCGCAUACAAUAUGAAAUGUACUAGGUUGGCAGAUAUAGGGAUAUUUAUACCAGGAUCAUUUUAAUAAACACUUCUUUUUUUUUUUUUUAACAGGGCAUCAUGGGGAGAAAGGAAAUCAGGGGGAGAAAGGUGAGUUCAGUAGAAACAACAUAAAGGUAAAAAGAAAUUACUAUUGCAAGAGGAAGAAAAUGAUAAAAGCAACAUGUGCACAUUAUACUCAAUCUGUACAUGGUAACACUUUUAAGUUUAAAGGAACACUACAGCGUUGGGACUAAAAACCUAUAUUUCUAAACGUCUCUUCUUCUUUUAGAUUUAGCCCCCACCUCCAAAUCUAAAUAAAAACUGGGGGGUGGGGGGGUGCUUUAUUUUUUAUUUUAUUUUUUAAAUGCCGAGAUCUCUGCUGUGGCUUGAUAUGCCUCCCUUGAUGUUACACCAACCCUUCUAAAGUCUAAUCCAAUUCUCCCCAUAGAGGGCAUUGGAAACUAAAACCAUAUUCACAGUAGCAUUGCGCUCUUAUUGGCCAGCUUCUCACAGCGGCAGCGCCUCUAAUGGCUGUUGAAAAUCACUGGAGUCCUAUUUAACCCUGCAAUGUUAUCAUUGCUGUUACUACUAAACAGCAAUGCUUUACGUUGCAAGGUUAAUACGAAAGGACCACUGCAUGCAGACCACCAAUGAAAUGAAGUGGAGAAUUCCAGAUGAGGCUUACUUUAUGCCACCUAGGUCUUUUUUUUUAUUAUACAAUCUAAAGACCAAGAUACCAUUUCACAUGCUCGUAUAGUUAUUUCACCUAUUAUUAAAGUGAGAUUUUGUAAUUUGCAUUCUAAUAAUACAGUUAAUUAUCUUGAAGGCAAUAGAUACAUCCUCAUAUAUGACAAUGUCAGCUCAACACUCUGCAAAGACAUGACUGUUUCCUAAGUGGUAGGGCUGGGGUCUUAAAAAUACAAAAACCCGUGUUGGGCAGUGUUUUGGGGUUUAUGUACAACUCUCCCAUUGUAAUCAACAAGGAGACGAAGAGUGGCUGAAAAUCUUCUUUUUCAUGAAACUGUAGAAUUGUAGCAAGCAAGGAUAAUUCAGGGGAGAGUGUAUGUUUUAGGAAUAUUGGUUUUCUGUACUUUAGUGAUGUCCCAAACGGUUCGCCACGGACUCCAGUCAGCAGACACAUUCCAGCCAAUCAGCAGCAGACCCUCCCUCCCAGACCCUCCCACCUCCUGGACCGCAUCCAUUUUGAAGCUGCAUUCUUAGUGAGCUGGGAGGGUCUGGGAGAGGUCUGCUGCUGAUUGGCUGGGAUGUGUCUGCUGACUGGAGUCCGUGGCGAACCGUUCGGCGAACUGUUCGGGACAUCACCACUGUACUUUUAAUUAUCAUUUUAUCUUUAUAUUUUUAAUGCUAAAAUAUCAGUUAAUUAUACGUAGUCCAUGUUAUGGCAUCUGAAAAUAAACAUUUUUAUUUUAUGUUUUUAACCAACAGGAGAGAAAGGAGAAUUUGGCCCUGGACCUGACUCAUUAUACGGUGUGUGUGUGUGUGUAUAUAGUUUUAUUUUUCUUAAGCAAAUGAAUGAUAACAACAUAUUACGCAAAUUGUGUACAGAAAUGAUAACACAACAUAUAAAAUAGUUCAGAUUAUUUAAUAAGGAUACAUUUCCACUUUCCUGAUGAGUGCUAUUUGAAUGGAAGAUAAAACUGAUCCACGUGGCCUCUGGAUUCUCCCACAUGUGUGAUGGUAUUGAUGCACAUUUGUGUCUAGCUUAACACGAGAAAUGUGGCCAUUGCACAUAGUACAGGGUACCGACAUGAUUACUAUGCAGUAGCUGAGAAGCUAUUAAUGCUUAAAAAGUCAGUACUGAUAAAUAAUGAGUAGGAUGUCUCUGUAGUGACAGCACUCUAUUUCAUUAUGAAUAAAUAAAAAGAUAAACAAUUGAACAUUUUUAUUGUGGGCCUUUAUCAAAGUAUGGGCCUGACGUUGUCGCCCACAUUCUUUUUAACUUCAAUAGGCAAAUGAUUUUCUGAGAGAGAAAAAAACUCAUUUUAGUGAGGUAUGUUGAUGAUAGCAUAGUUUUGCAAACAUGCUUCUCAUUGGAAGAUAUCCUAAAAUGGUCAGGGUUUAGGGCUAAAUAGAUGGACCCAAAUUUAAAUGUAGACCUCUUCUAGACAAAAUUCCACUUGAGCAGUUUAGAUACAAGGAUUAGAAUAUCUUGAGAUGGCUCAGAAUUACUGAAUGAAAGUGUGUGGCAAUAUUUGAAAAUGUGUUUACCGAAGGUGCCCAAUGUAACUUGUAUUUGCAUUAGCAUUUUUAAUAUUGUCAUUACAAAUGGGUAUAACUGGUAGGGAAUUCCCAAAGAUUCCUCUACUUGAUAUUGAUUCAACUGAUAAAUAUUUAUUCAUCCAACGAAUAAAUUAAAAGCUCUAUCAAAACUAUUUUAAAUUCUUUAUUUACAAGGCAUCAGAAAAUGUCAAUUACAAUAAAGAUGAACACAUCAAAACAGCUAUACAAGCAAGAAACAUACAAUUUUAUAACACUAUUAAGACAAGAAUAUUACAAAUGCACCCUACUCCAGGUUCUAGUGGUGAUUGUGUUCUAUUAGUUUCGAGUUUCCAAGCCAGCACGGAGGUGGUAUAGGUGGAAGGAGGGAAGGCGUACCUACAACACAAUAAGUGACCCUUGUGUUUCAGACCAACACCAAUCCAAAUCGCAAUUUUUUCUUUUCUGUGCUUGCCACAGAACUAAUUAUUGCAUCUAUGAAUUUUAUUUUAUCACUAGAACACACUGGUCUUCUGACUCCUAAUGUUCAUUUAGUAUAUCAAAAUAAUCCACUAUCUAUGAGGGGAUACAGGGACAUGGUAGAUUAGCCAGUUAGUUUACAUUGAAGCUAGAUUAAGAGACAACUCGUGGGUAACAUUUCACACCUGGCAGAGGAACUUUGGUUGGAAUCACAGCUGCAAAUGAGGAAUUCAUGUUAUAAACCGUCUGACAUCUAUUGAAAUGGGUCAUACCACCUCUACUAGGUAGCCAAAUUAUGUAUGCACUACAGAAAUUACAUUAAAUUAGUAAUAUUCUGUGGUGCAACAAUUAAUUAUGCAUACAGAAUAAGUGGAAAUCAAUAGAUUAAUCUAUAUUAAUUACUUGUUGUAACACAACAAACACGGACAUAACUAAAUGAGGUAACUACUUGUUAUAGGCACUGUUUGACAUAACAUCUCCUGCAGCGUCCCAUUUCAUUUUAUUGUCUCUCUCAGCUGCCAGGAACUGUAAAGAGCUGCUGGACCAGGGAAUAGUACUUAGUGACUGGUACACUAUAUACCCGGAUGGAAAAACCCCCUUGAAGGUGCUGUGUGACAUGCAUACUGAUGAAGGAGGUUGGAUUGUAAGUUAUCCUCAAUGAUCUAUCUUAACAAAGUCUUCGAGCUCUCCAC
Pelobates cultripes (western spadefoot toad) is the source of this 18179-nucleotide messenger RNA. The record is from the annotation of a GenBank genome assembly. Lineage: Eukaryota; Metazoa; Chordata; Amphibia; Anura; Pelobatidae.